AUGUUUGGCAAACUUCAAGACGGCGGUACGUUGCCUGCGUGGGCAAAGUAUCGUCCUGUAUACCACUUAAAGCUGCGGCUGCAAGACGAAGACUGGGGUCAUCGAGUGACCAAUAUAUACAAAGCUGCAAAGACGAGGGCUGUGCUGAACCAUUCCAAUGUUGAUGAGAUUGCUCAGAACAGCACCGAUGUGCAGAAACUGGUGGUGGACUGUACGCAAGACGCGUCUCACCUUGCGGCCGACAAGAAGCGUGAGGCUCAACGACUGAUUGGCGUAUAUGUUGAGACAUUGCGUGAUCGAAUGAAUGCGGCGGAGGAUAAGCUCAAGACCAAGCUUCUGUUGGAAAAGCCGCCAGUGGUUAUGUCGGAGGAACAGAGGAUCGAUGCUCGGAGAGACGCGGUCACGAAUGUUGAACGACGGAUUCUGGACCACUUUUCCGGUCGGAUCACAGGUCAGGACAUGGACAAUAGCCAGGAUGAGGUCGAUGACUCCAGCAAGAGCAGUGAAAGCAGCACCGACCUCGACGACAAAAGAAAGGGAUUUGAUCUCGACAACAUCGUGCCCAGGGACAAUAGCAAGGACAAGGACAAGAGUCAAGUCAAGGGUACUGGAGUCGGAGCGGUUUUGAACGACUUUAUCGACUGGCUGACCGAAAAAUCGUUCUACAAGCCUAAAAGGGGUCGUGGAGAGCUCAACGAAACAAUGCUGUAUACUCCCACAUACUUGGUCAGAUCGGUUGCUGGGCAGUUGACCCUCGAACUCAACAAGGUGUAUGGGCAUGGAAGUCAUGAGCUGUACAAGAAGGGUCUAACCAGCCGGCAGCGAAAAAAGGCCGGUCACCGGGCAGCAGUGAGAAUGUUUUCGUUGGACGACAUUCGGAAUCGUCUGGAUCGGUUCGAGAAGAAGGAGGACAAGAAGGGCAAGAAGGUCGAGAAGGACAUGGAGGACAAAGAGGACAAGGAGGAAAAGGGAUAUGUAUUGCGGGGCUCGAUCAGAACGGAUGGUUUCCGCGUACAACUACUUGCCUUCAAACUCCGCGAACUCCAGGACGUUCGAUACCGUCGUCUCGAGAAGGAUCUUCUUCCGCCAAGGCUGACGUCCAUCGUGGGAGGUACCGACUAUUAUUUACAGGAGAUCCAUCAUGUCAUAACCCGCAAGGACGAUGUCGAGAAGUACUGGCCCAAUGUGCGCGUAGAGGAUAUCAAGACCUUGACAUUGGAUGGUGGCCAAGCGUGCGUCACUGGAGCAUUCGCGCAUCUACCCGACAAGCUGGUGAAAUCAAGCAUGGACAAGGAGUCUGCUGGAACUGUCUCGCCCAUGGAUGGCAUUUCAGCGACCAGUAUCACAGGACAAAAUUCAACAACCAUCGCUCCCGCAGCAAAGGACUCGCCCCACACCGUCGCCGCAGGUCAGGAAUCAACUGCCACCCCUGCCCCGUCACCACGGUCAGUAUUUUUCAACCUGGCCGUGAAGAGCAAGGCUGUAUACCAGCCAACGUUUCGAUUCCAGCGAUGGCUUGAGGGCGAGAAGAAGACUGUACCCGAGGGAGAGCGCGACUCUAUUAGCGACAUCGAGGGCCAAGACUCCAUCGUGAUCAACUAUGUCGAGGAGCUGAAAAGGGUCGAGAAGCGCCUGAAGACGUUUUACGGUGGACUGGACCAUAAGUACAAGAAUCAUCGAUGGGACAUGGAGCGAGCCCGACAGGCCGAGUACCAACUUACCGCUGAUCAACUCCUCCGAACUGUUGGCGGCAGUAUUGGUCAACGCUACGAUCCCUGUAAUCCCGUUCUUAUUGGCGUGGGUCUUGGAAAGUUCUCAACGAAGAGCAGCCUUUCUUCUCUGCACUCGACAUUCCUCGACUAUUGUAUUCGAACGGCUCGUGCACAGGGAUAUUUGGUUGUUGGUCUCAACGAAUAUUAUACGUCUAAAAAUGGCCCCGGCUGCGGUUGUUUCGUUGCUCAGGUCGACAUGCGCCGGUUCUACUGUAGCCAUUGUCACUGUUACUAUCACCGCGAUGUCAUGGCCGCUGAGAAUAUGACCAACCUCAUACAAGGACACCUCGUCGACCAGCAGAGACCAAAGUAUUUGCAACCGGCGGCUGCAGACGGCUCCUACCCAUGGAUGGCAAGUCCCGGCUCAGGUUCAAGCACAAGCUCCGGUGGUAUCGAGGCGCUCUCCAUCACCACCAGCAGCAGCUCCACAAAUACCGCCAAAAGGACCCCAGGGCGGCGCAAGUGA
Molecule: messenger RNA, 2238 nt
Organism: Linnemannia hyalina
Lineage: Eukaryota; Fungi; Mortierellomycota; Mortierellomycetes; Mortierellales; Mortierellaceae
Source: the annotation of a GenBank genome assembly